GGGCCGGAAGCUCAGGAAUGCAGUGAACUUUAGAAGUUGGGCUGUGCAAUGGCUUUUUUUUCCCCACUUUAGCACAAUAUUUGCUUUGGCUUCCAGAGGCCGGGAGACCGUGAACUGGGCUACCCAUCAAGCCACUGAGGCAUUGAGUUCCUCUAUGGAGGGGCUCUUCCAAGUGGCGCAUCUUGAUCUGGCAUCUCAUGACUCCCAUGUCUCUGAUGAAUGCAGGUAAAUAAGAGUCCUGGAGCUCACGCCCCAGAGGGAGGGGAGAGAGUGCAGCUCCACGGAGGAGGAAAAAGAAAAGAGGGGGAAGGAAGAAAUACAUGAGAAGAGGAGGAGAGUGGCCAGGGGUCCUGCAUCGACUCGGGCGCUUCUGGGAGAAGAGGAUGGCUGGAUGAAGACGGGCUGAACGGGGCGUGCUGUUGGAUUUGGGACAAGUGUUGGCUUCUGUGGGCUCCCUGGGCUCAGUCGGCAUCGGGCGCCUCGCUGGAUUACAAAACAGGAAGAGGGAGAUUUUGGCUGGAUCCCAGUAACUCGGAUUUCUCCUGACGUCGGAUUGAGUUAGGAUGCCGAUCCUGAAGCAGUCACCUGUGACCCAGUCGAAGAAGCGGCCCCGCAUCGACCGGGACAUGAUCAGUGCCCCCCUGGGUGACUUCCGUCACACCAUGCAUGUGGGCCGUGGUGGCGAUGCCUUCGGGGACACCUCCUUCCUAAGCAACCAUGGGGGCCCCAAGCCCAACGGCCUCCCCACCGCCACUGAUGCCCUGGCUCAGGCUGAGCUCCCCCAGCUGCCUGCAGGAGUGCCGGGCAGCCCCACUCCCUUGGGGGGCAGCUGCUUGGAUGGCGGGGGUAUUGCCUUGCCAUCACCCCCUGGCAGCCUGGAUGGGGAGCUGUGCUACGGCGAGUCCCUCUUCUCCUUUGAGCUGGAUCUGGGGCCCUCCAUCUUGGAGGAGGUGCUGGGUGUGAUGGACAAAGGGGGAAGGCCUCAUGAGGACAGCCGGGGGGCGAGGCCAGUGGGGGGUGAGGGGCUGAGUCGCAGCCCAAAUCCCCGGCAAGGGGAGGAAGAGUUGGAGGAGGAGGAAGAAGAAGCAGGCUCUGGGCAUGGCUACUCAUUUGACGAUGAAUUGGAUGAUGAGAUUGGGCUAUAGGGGAGGGGUCUUGGCCCCCCCCCCCCCCGGCCACAUCCUGGACUCUUGUCAUUUCUGGUUCUUCUCCCACUCCCCUUGCUCUCCUUCCUGUGUUCUUUUGACCUCUUCCACCGUCUUUCCCUCCCUCCUCCCCUCCUCAGCCUCGGUUCCUUCCAGACAUGUUCCCAGGAGGUGCCAGGCAUGGAUCCUGUUCUCCCCUCCUCCUUGCUUCUGGGCUUCAUGGAGAUGACCCCCCACUGGCAUCCAAUUCACAGAUCCUUUCACCAGUCCAGCCAGGCACCCAUCGUCUGCCAAUGCAUCAGUUGACCCACCAGAUGGCAAAUGGAUCACUCUGCGAUUCCCUACCAGUUUGAGCAAUCAACCCAACCAUGGACAAUCAACCCAACCUAUGGACCGGUCAACCCAGUGGCCAGUCAGCCAUUGCCUCAGUACUCAGUCAUCACCAUUCAAUCUACCAACAGUUGCCCACUGACUUGGCAUCCUGGCUGUUGAUUACUCAGCCAUCACCCACCCGCCAUUAACAACUGAUUCAUUCAUGGACAAGUCAAUUACCCACCUGCCUAUUAAUUGGUCAGUUAUCUCUUCAAUCAGGUAGCACAAUAGUUAAACAAUGGAUCUGUCAACCCACCUAUCAGCAGUAAACAGACCUGUCAAUGAGAUGAUCAACCAGCAGUCAACCUGCCAAUCAGCAGACCAGUCAGCAGCCUCCAUGUCUGCCCCUUAGUGAUCUACCCUCCUCUUGGGGGCCCAAGCUGAUGAAGCAGAGAUGUGGACAGGAGCCAUGGAGCCAGGAGGGGGCAUAUGGGUCCCUCACGGGGUUUGGAGGUGUUAAUACAUUAGCCUGGGAAGCACUGGGAACCAGGACACCAGGUUCUGUUCCAGCUCUGGGGAGGGAAUGGAGCAUCCAUCUGGUUAUGAGGAGAGGUGGCCUCAUGUUACUAGGGUUUGGGUUGGGGAUGGAGCCGGGAUAAAGGGAUGUUUAUUCCAAUGUUGGGCAGAUGCGUUAGCACUUAAGAGGGCAGCUGUGAAGCUGUGGAGGGAAGAGGUUGUUCAGGGGGGCCCAUUAAUGGAAUCCCUGGGUGGUGUUUUGCUGAAGUGAAGUCCUGCUAUCUCCCUAUGGCCGGAGGUGAUGCGGUGGGGAUGGCAUAGGAGCUUAGGAGGGGCCAUGAUCUCUUGUAGAAGUGCCUGCUCUGAGAUCUCUGGGUUCAGUGUCUGUUCUAGGGGGCCAGAGUUGGGGGGGUUGUCCCUAUGGGGUUUGACCUGGGCUGUGGUGGGACAGGAAUACUGGUUGAUGGGGAGAUGAAUGCACUGGAGAGGUAAGAGGAAAGUUUAGGGAAAUGGCCAAGGACAGGCUGGAGGUGGUGAUUUGAGAAGCACUGAGAGGAAGGUGAAAGAAUGUGGCAGAAGUAUGGAUCAGGACACCUGGGUUCUACUUCAGCACAGAUGCGGGGAGUGGGGAGCUGGGAGCCAGGUGCCUGGCUUCCAUCCUUGCUACAUCACUGAUUUGCAAGGGGGACCUCAGCCAUAUCCAUUCUUGCUCUGUGCCAGUUUUUGCCUCUGACAUGGAGCUGCUGUUGCUGCCCUAGAAGGGAAGGCAGGGAAGGCUCUGUGAUUCUCCAAUAAAAGCUGCUAUUUAGAUGCUAAGAAUCAAUGCAUCUAUCAAGCCCUGACUGCAUGGGGGUCCAGGCUGAAUCCUGAUCUCAACUCCCCUGGGUCAAGCCCAGGUAUCUCCUUUGCCCUUCAUCAUUCCCCUGUAUGCCUCCACUCCCAUCCCCCACCCUGCCUUUCACCCUCUGAGUCUCCCCUACCCCCCCAAUGAAUCUUUGCAUAUAUUUUUAUAUCUCUGUAUAUUGUUCCCUGUGUAUAAAUGCCUCUUAUGCCCCUAGCCCCAGCCCCAUGGCUGCGUCCAUUCUAAGGCAAAUCUUUAUAUGGCGAGAGAAAGUUUGUAUUUCAUGCAGUUGAAUAAAUGUGGUUCUGAUCUCUA
Messenger RNA from Alligator mississippiensis (American alligator), 3129 nucleotides. RefSeq names its product CDC42 effector protein 5 (gene CDC42EP5). The record is from RefSeq and is a predicted model, not a curated record. Bases 564 to 1145 code for a protein of 193 amino acids. The transcript has 2 exons. NCBI's taxonomy places the organism in Eukaryota, Metazoa, Chordata, Crocodylia, Alligatoridae.